Molecule: messenger RNA, 1904 nt
Organism: Vicugna pacos (alpaca)
Lineage: Eukaryota; Metazoa; Chordata; Mammalia; Artiodactyla; Camelidae
Gene: HIBADH
Product: 3-hydroxyisobutyrate dehydrogenase
Biological process (GO): L-valine catabolic process
Cellular component (GO): mitochondrion
Molecular function (GO): 3-hydroxyisobutyrate dehydrogenase activity; NADP binding; NAD binding
Source: RefSeq, a predicted model, not a curated record
CGCAGUCGGGCCCGCCCGCCGCACCACGCACCCUAGCAGUCAGUGGGUGAGCCAAGUACCGCGGAGGUCAUCGUGGGGAGGCGGGGCGGGGGUGGCAUGGCAGCCUCCUUGCGGCUCCGUGGAGCCGCCUCCGGCCUCCGAUACUGGAGCCGCCGGCAGCAGCCGGUAGCGGCCAACCUUGCAGCGGUGUGUUCUAGGUCAAUGGCUUCUAAGACUCCUGUUGGAUUCAUUGGAGUAGGCAACAUGGGGAAUCCAAUGGCAAAAAAUCUCAUGAAACAUGGCUAUCCGCUCAUUAUUUAUGAUGUGUUCCCUGAUGCAUGCAAAGAGUUUGUAGAUGCAGGUGAACAGGUAGUGUCUUCUCCAGCAGAUGUAGCCGAAAAAGCUGACAGAAUUAUUACAAUGUUGCCCACCAGUAUCAAUGCAAUAGAAGCUUAUUCUGGAGCAAAUGGAAUUCUAAAGAAAGUGAAGAAAGGCUCAUUAUUAAUAGAUUCCAGUACUAUCGAUCCUAUGGUUUCGAAAGAAUUGGCCAAAGAAGUUGAGAAAAUGGGAGCAGUUUUCAUGGAUGCCCCUGUUUCUGGUGGUGUGGGAGCUGCUCGGUCUGGGAACCUAACGUUUAUGGUGGGAGGAGUCGAAGAUGAAUUUGCUGCUGCCCAGGAGUUGCUGGGGUGCAUGGGCUCCAAUGUGGUGUACUGUGGAGCCGUUGGGACUGGGCAGGCUGCGAAGAUCUGCAACAACUUGCUGUUAGCUAUUAGUAUGAUUGGAACUGCUGAAGCUAUGAAUCUGGGAAUCAGGUUAGGGCUUGACCCAAAACUACUGGCUAAAAUCCUAAAUAUGAGCUCAGGACGGUGCUGGUCAAGUGACACUUAUAAUCCUGUACCUGGGGUGAUGGAUGGAGUUCCCUCAGCUAAUAACUAUCAGGGCGGAUUCGGAACAACACUCAUGGCUAAGGAUCUGGGAUUAGCACAAGACUCUGCUACCAGCACGAAGAGCCCAAUCCUGCUGGGCAGUCAAGCCCAUCAGAUCUACAGGAUGAUGUGUGCGAAGGGCUACUCAAACAAAGACUUCUCAUCCGUGUUCCAGUUCCUACGAGAGGAGGAGACGUUCUGAGUCUGCCCUUCGGCUGUGGACACUGUUGGAAACCAAACUCUAUCUUGGAGCCACUUAUAGCUCACUCCACAAGUACAUGGGUUUAAUCCAAGGUCACCUGUCUGCUUUUGAUUGUCUAGGUCACAGUAAACCCUGGGAUUUUUCACCCAUUUUUAACUGCUUAUUCUUUUUAUCUAUUUAGUGAACACUUACUACCUGGUUCUUUUCUGCAAGCCACUGAUGGUCUCUGCUCACUAGCUGACUGACCUUCUCAGAAGUUUGAUCCCUGAGCAUCUGCAGCUAAAUCCUCGCAUACUUCAAUCAGGAUGUAUUUACCCCACCUUACAAAUAAAAUCAAUUUUUUUUUCAAGAGAAUAAAACCUAUCUUUGAGGAAAGAAAAGAAGUCAGUGUGAGGAAAGGAGUUAGAGGAAGGGGCAGACUAGUAAAUUACUACCUGUGUCCCUUAGAAAGUUUGUCCUGUUAACCAAGUGGAGGUAUUCUCGCAUUACUGAGGUUACUGGUUUAUUUUCCAGACAUUGGUAAAGCAAGAGAACUCCUUGCUGCAUGUUAUAUAAUUUGGACUCUGUUACAUUGUCUUGGCGUGCCCCUCUUGUAAUGACUCCCAAUACUCAGCAGACUUGUCUUUUAUAUUUUUGCUUCCUUGUACAUUCUUACUACAUACAUAUUUUUUGACUUCAAAAGAAUAUCUUUAGAACUGUUUCAGAGCCAAUGAUGAUAUGUGCUUUAGAUAAUUAUUACACUAUUCUAGAUAUAACCAUAUUAUUUUGAAUUCAAAUAAAUUUCUAUGCUGAUAAUA